[Candida] anglica is the source of this 784-nucleotide messenger RNA. NCBI's taxonomy places the organism in Eukaryota, Fungi, Ascomycota, Pichiomycetes, Serinales, Debaryomycetaceae. The record is from the annotation of a GenBank genome assembly.
ACUACAAGUAGAUACUACAAUUAUAAACUUUAAAUAAUAUCCUCUUGAUGUUAAGACGAUUAACUAGACUCACGGUUCCAGUGGUAGCAUUAACUACAGGUUAUGCUUUUUUCCCUAAGGAAUGGAGGAAAAAUCAUUCCUCAGAAUUAAAAAAAAUUAAUCAUUUCAAUGAAUCAAUUAAUGAUCAAUUAGAAUUAUCAAAGGAGUUUCAAGAACUUUCUAGUAAUGAUAAAAUCAGAAAGUUUUCUCCUAGACAAGAAUUCCCUUCACAGCACCGUGAAAAUUAUGUAGGUUCAGGGAUUCUUUUCGGUCCUGAUCUUAUGGAGAUAGAUCCAAUAGUAUUCAUUAACCCUGACGAAGGUGAAUUAACAAGUUUUUAUCAUCUUGGAACUAAAUUAAUUAGUCAAGAUGGUCAAAUUCAUAACGGUAUAGUAUCCACAAUCCUUGACGAAGGAUUAUGUACUUGUGGAUUUGCAAGAUUACCAUCUAAAAAGGGAGUUACUGCAAAAUUGUCUAUAAACUUUAUAAAUCAAGCACCACCAAAUAGUACAGUAGUUUUACGAGCAAAAGUGGUGGAAUCAAAGGGUCGCAAAGUCAUUAUACGGGGGGAUUUAGAGACAUACCCAUUGAAUGGUGGUGAGGCAGUGAAAAUCGCCACCUCGGAGUGUAUAUUAGUCGAACCAAAAUGGUUCAAAUAUUUGUCUUGGUUACAAGUGUUUUAAAUUUAAGUAUAUAGGUUUCAGAAGUAUAUGUUAAUAAUAGUAAUAAUCUAUAUACGUCAUUA